Messenger RNA from Phaethon lepturus (White-tailed tropicbird), 1200 nucleotides. Its product is annotated as CMRF35-like molecule 1. Gene Ontology annotation, molecular function: signaling receptor activity. The coding region runs from base 1 to 1200 and encodes 399 amino acids. The record is from RefSeq and is a predicted model, not a curated record. Lineage: Eukaryota; Metazoa; Chordata; Aves; Phaethontiformes; Phaethontidae. The transcript has 6 exons. Gene Ontology annotation, cellular component: cell surface.
AUGAGGCAGUUGCCCAGGGCAGAGUUUGGCCCAGAUGCCCAGCUCAGGCUGGGAGGCGGGUGCCCGUGUGCCAACAGCUCGUGGGUCAGUGACCACAUUUGCUGUUUCUCAGAGUUGCACAAGUCGGAGUUGGACAGUCUCUCUGUGCAGUGCCCGUACAGCAAGUCAGGGUACAGUACAGGGAAAAAAGCCUGGUGUCGAAGAGAAGGUCAGAAUGAGUGUAAAGUCGUGGUGAGCACAGAUUACACUUCAACAUGGCAUAACAGCAAAGCUCUGGAAGACAGAACAUUGAUCCAGGAUGACACCCAGAAAAGGACUGUCACCAUUACCAUGCAGAAGCUGCAGGUCCAGGACACCGGUGUGUACCGAUGUGACCUCUACAGAGGCUCUCACCUUACCCGGAUAAUGGAGGUCAGCCUCUCUGUGUCCAAGAGGACCCAAAAAUACACAGCCAAGGAGUCAGGCGAUGUCUCUGUCCAGUGUCGAUAUAGUGCCCCAGACUAUGGGGUUGUGAACAAAGCCUGGUGCAAAGAGGGAGCUAAGAAAGCAUGUACCAUACUGGUCAACACGAAUAGGAAGCCUUCAGGGUACCUCAGGACACCUCAGCAAGGCAGAGUCACGAUCCGGGAUGACACCCAGCAGGGAAUUGUCACCAUCACCAUGGAGAAGCUGCAGGCACAGGACGCUGGCAUGUACUGGUGUGCGCUUUAUGAACACUCUCAUCUCUUCCGAAUGGUGGAGGUUAUGCUCAUAUCGGCUGGAACAACUUCGUCAGGUACUACAGGCACAAGUCAAGCAACCCCUUCUCUCAACAUCCCAGAACCGAGCUCAAAUGUAAACAGCUUCAUCCUACUCUAUGGGGUCCUGAGCAUCGUGCUCAUCCUGACACUUGUCAGCCUGAUAACACUGUGCAUCAGACGGCGCAAGCAGCUGAAGAGAAAAGGUAACAGACAAGCAGAGGACACCUAUGACAAAGCAGAGGACAUAGCACAGCUUGACAGCACUGAAAGAAUGGAAGGUCCUGAGGAUGACAGCGAAGACCUAAAAUAUGUUACCCUGAACUUUAAAUCCCGACUCAGCCCUGAGGAUCCUCUCUAUUGUAAUGUUGAACCAAGUCAGGCUCACAGGAAACCCAAAGAUGAAAAUGUGGAAUAUGCUAUCAUUGCACUCAAGCAAUUACCAACGAAUGAUAAAGGAUAA